AUGAUUUUAGAUGAAGUAAUUGCCAAAUCCAAAUCUAGUUUCCGGAGUAGUAAUCGUGGUGGGCAUGUCAAACCGUUUUCACGUUCGAAACCAAAGUACUAUUCAGGAAGAUCAAACCUUUUUUCACGUCGAAGUGGACUGUCGAAUUCUCGUAAAAAGGCACUGUUCUUUACAGCUGGAGCAUUAGCUGGUGUAUAUAUCGGUUCACGAAUGCGAACACAUGUUCACGUAAGAUCAUACCAUGAUUUGUAUAAAUACGAGGUUUGUGAAGGUCGACGUACGGAGUUUAUAAAUGAGACGGGUGUAUCACGUACUUACUCAUAUUUUUUGUGCCCAGAUGAUCCGAAUCAACCGUUUGAGAAAUAUUGCUGUUGGGAUUCAUCAACUGGUAUGGGUGUAUGCUGUUCAUAUGAUGUGAAAGUGAGUUCAACUUCUGGAAGGGGGACAGUAGUUGGUGCACUAUUUGGAAUUUUAUUUUUGGCUUCCAUAAUCGGCCUAAUUAUCUUUUGUUGCUGUCGUCGUAAACGUCGACCAAUAAUGGAACCAGCUGAUAUUCCGAAUGCCCAACCUAUCCCACCUGUAGAUGCAUUCUACAAACCGGUAAGCGCGCCCAAAACUUUAUCCAAAUCUAGCGACAGUUCUUCGAGUUUUGAACAACAACCAUUAAAUGUUGGGGUAAGGUAUUACUUAAUGCUAAUUAGAUGUGCGAAAUAGAGGCAAUUGGUGUAUGGUCACUCAUGUGUGUAUGCGUGUACAAAUCACAUUUUCAUCAGCUAAUAAUUGGCCUUUUAAAACCAUUUUAGCAUUUUACCUGGUAUUAGCUACUUUUUUUCUCCAAUACAGAAACUAAUCAGUUUUUUUAAGACUCUGUACUAAUCGAAUUUACUGUAGUUUUUAUUUUGCUAACUUUACUUGCCGGUUACAGAGCUGUAUCUUCCAUUGAUGAGAAAAGCAAACAAAAAAACGCCAUGUAAUGUGUUUUCUUCUCCCAGUGGUGAUUUUCUUUCAGACAUGAACACACAAACGUACAGAUAUCACACUAGCUAGCUACAGGAACGUAAUCGUAGUUUUUUAUAUGAACCUGUCGAUGAAGGGAGUGAAGAAAGAUGAUGUUGUGAUAUACUUUUUUCUCUGUAAAAGUUCAGAAUUAAACGGUGAUUAUAGAAUAGAGGGAUAUCAUAACUUUGUCCACUGGUCGUCUGAUGCGCGCAAUCCAGUCUACCAAAGAAUUAAACAUAUUUAGUUACAUUUUUGUAUCAUCCACGUCCAGGCUGCAAGGAUUUUUACCUGUUGGUGUUAAAACACACCUGAUUAACGCCAAUAAGCAGGGAAAGCUGCAAUCAUAACAUUUUGUACCAUGCAUUGUAUCUUUUUCAAUACUAGAUAAAACAUGGGUUUAUUAAGUCGCUAAAUGACUAUAGGACUUUAUAUUGAUAUCUUACUCUUCACUCAUGUAGGUUUAACUUCUGUUGAUGGAUUAACCAGUUAUAUAUAAGUGGAUAAAUCGGUGGCUGGAGAUUCCUAAAGAGGGAUUUAGUUGACAUCUUAACUACACUUAAGUGAAUCACUACAACGACAGUGCGACAGAGAUAGUUGACUUUUUGGCUAACUGUAAGUCGGGAUGGUUUAACUCCACAACCCUCAAGGAUGAUAGUCAAGUUAGAUUAGAUUAGCACACAAGAGUAAAUCAGCUCAUAUUGAUACAUCUCUCAUCAGUAUGAAAUUAGGAAGUCAACAGAAAGGAAAAGAUAUAACGAAGAAAAAGAGGGUAAUUUAAAAUUUUUCAGGCAGUUGGAAGCAUUGAAUACUUACAAAUUAAAUUAACUUAGUUGUUAUGUACACGAAUCAUACAAAGUUGACUGGGGCUAAUUUUGAUUACUGGUUCUUCUACAGAAUAGGAAUAUUGUUGUGCCAGCUACAGGACAAUCGUCACAGUCUCCUAACGCCUUUUUUCAUCUUCUGUCUUUAUGCAGCUUUGGAUAAAUGAGUCUCAGAGAAGUAGCUUAAUGUCGUGCCAAUUAAGGAUUUUUCGAGUAGUCGUAUUUGGUUAACUAAAGGUUACAUUUGGCUUAACCAAAUAAUCUUUAAUACCUUUGAUCUCUGGAGGGGGUGUAGACAAUUCUUGCAUAGUCUUUCUUUAGGAAUUUGUCUGAGUCUACAUAUUGAUAACAACCCACUUCGUUCCUUGAUUAACACUGCUACCUUUCACUUUAUCUGCAAUUAGAUUUUGAAUCAUGUUUCACUAUUUGCACAAAAAUUCAUUGGGAAUUGCACAUAAAUCUCUUCACUUCACAUUAUAAUAUAGUUACUUAUUAAUGACGGUACCACUAGUAGUUAUAUCGCUUUUCCCAAAAAUAUACUUAUUCACAUUUUUUGCUUGAAUGAAUUUAUUAGAAUCAAUAUCCUGCUUCGUAUCCAAAUUCAUCUGUACCUUAUCCUGUCAAUCCUUAUCCACCCCCUGGACAAGGUUUAAUAUAUUUCCAAAAUUCUAAUUCAUAUCCAUCUGUACAACCAGUACUUCCAGUUGAUGGAACGGUACAAAUUGGAUCUGGUUGGGGUGCAGAUUCUGAUUUAUCGACUUCAGCUGUAAGACCAAAUUAUCCACCUCCACCGUAUCCAGGCUAUCCAACUUCUAAUAAUCCAACAGUUGAUCCGAGCGCUCCGAGUUCUGGGUUGAUGACAAAGAGUUAAAAUUCCUCUUGUUUCCGUGAUCGUCUUCGUACUGAUUUUCUUAGCACAAAUAGAAGAAAGUGAAAAAUAAGAAAAGAUUUUAACUAAUGAACAGUCAGCUGAUAGGUUUUGUUUCUGCAUUCAGUUCUUUUUAUAUUAGCUUUUAAAUUCUAUCUUCUCACUGCCCUUUCGGAUUUUCGUCUAUUUGUCUGCUUUUUAUAUUAUCAUUUUAUCAACGAUUCUUCUUUCUGCCCUACUGAAUCACUUAAAUGUGUGUACCUUCUACAGUGUUUACUUUAUCUAUCUAUACUAUUUGCUUUCUAUAUCUACUCCAUCCCUUUCCACUUUUGGAUAUUCAUAUUCACAACGAAUAUCUUCUCUAAAGAAAUGGGAUUAUUCUCUUCUUAUGCUUCGUAUUUUAUUGAAAGAUCGUGUAGCAGACAUUCUUCGCGAUCAACAGACUGACUAAACUCAGCUACCUUCUGUGUACUUUUUUGUAAUUGUCUUCUUAUUAUGAUGAAUAUUGUUCUAACUGCCGUCAUAUAUCUGUUAGACAAUCGAAUCAUUGAUUGUUAUAUAAAUGUUGUCAUUCUCUAUCUUCUUCUCGUCCUCCUCUUUAUCUUUUGUGCAUAUGAUCUCCUUUUGUAUGAUGACUAUUUAUAAAUUGCUAUCCAUGUUCAGUGAAUUGUUCUUGCUCUCACUUUGUUUAUUAUUAUUAUUAUUAUCACCAUAAUUAAAUAAUUUUUCAUAGAUCUUAUAAUAUCGUUUCCUAUUACUUUUCUAUUUGCAACAUGAUAAGACAUUACUUUAUCUCAACAUCGUUUAUAUUUUUUUGUAUAUGUAGUAGCUUUUACUCUUUGUUUUUAUAAUUGUCUAUAUCCUGCAUCAUUUUUUGUUCAGUUUCUUGAGAGAAAAAAAUGUUUGUAAUUCCGUUGUCGUCUCAUCAAUUCAUUUAUAACCUAUUGUGUAGUCGAUUAAGAUACUCAUCGAAUUGUUCACUGAAGGAAGUGGAAGUGAACAACACAGUUUGGCAUAUACUCGUUCUCUGUUGAAGGCGCACAACACUAUAAAGAAAUGGUUCACUUCAAUGGUUUUAUUUUUUAGUUGUUACUGUUUAAUUUUUUUUGCCUGAUAAAAUUUAUUUUAUUGAAUAUUGUUCGAUCCCCUAAUUCAAUUAUUUAUCAUCUUUACUUAUAUGUUUUAUGGUUUGACGAAUUCAAGUUUGUUCAACAACUUAUAAAUUAAGAAGAAACUUUUGAGCUA
Heterobilharzia americana is the source of this 3933-nucleotide messenger RNA. NCBI's taxonomy places the organism in Eukaryota, Metazoa, Platyhelminthes, Trematoda, Strigeidida, Schistosomatidae. The record is from the annotation of a GenBank genome assembly.